Molecule: messenger RNA, 1202 nt
Organism: Anopheles coluzzii
Lineage: Eukaryota; Metazoa; Arthropoda; Insecta; Diptera; Culicidae
Product: lactosylceramide 4-alpha-galactosyltransferase-like
Exons: 3
Coding region: 1-1188 (395 amino acids)
Biological process (GO): glycosphingolipid biosynthetic process
Molecular function (GO): alpha-1,4-N-acetylgalactosaminyltransferase activity
Source: RefSeq, a predicted model, not a curated record
AUGAGUCUGGUAGCGUCCGGGCGAUGGAGAAUUACGCCGAACAUUUACUCUCAGAUUGUCGAAGAGGAUUUGGAAUUUUGGGAAUCGUCAGAAAAUCGUGUUUUUGCCACAAAAGAAUUACACCAACAGAAAAGUGAAUCCUUCACAGCACCGUCUUCAACAUUGAAGCGUGUCGUCACGACUACCUCCACACCAACAACUCCGAGUCCAUGGAUCGACAGUUGUUUCAACAUCUUCAACCGUAACGUCACUACCGAGAACAGUGUACACGAAGAGAAGAUACUGGACAAUGUGCAGCAGUCCAUGCCGCAACCGUCCGACGAUGGGCGUAACAUCUUCUUUCACGAAACGUCCUGCUGGAAGGACGGUAUUGUGCGGCUGAACGCCCGACAAGCGUGUGCAAUCGAGUCGGCUGCCCGGGCCAAUCCUGAGUGGAACGUGUACGUACUGUUUGCGGCCCCGGUUGGCUUCCGGAACCACACGAUACUGCCAGUCCUUGACGCACUGCUCGAGUAUCGUAAUGUGCAUCUGCGCUACGUUAACUUGACCACAUACGCAAACGACACACCGCUGAAAGAAUGGAUGGCGGGUGGAGAAGUAUUACGCUCAAAGUACUUAAACUCGCACCUGUCCGAUGUGAUGCGUUACCUCACGCUCUACAAGUACGGUGGGACGUACCUUGAUCUAGAUGUGAUCGUGCAACAGUCUUUUGAGAAGAUGAAACCGAACUAUGCCGGUGCCGAAUCGUUUCAUUUGAUUAAUUCCGCUGUAAUGAGCUUGGAAUCGAAAGGCCACGGUCACGAGCUGGCGGAAAUGUGUGUUCGAGACCUGCUGACCAACUUUAACGGUAAUGAAUGGAUUAACAAUGGACCAGGAGUGAUAACGCGCGUACUGCAAAAGCACUGUCACACCCAGUCGAUCGCUAACAUGACCCGGCAUUGUUCCGAGCAUUUCACCGUCUAUCCACCCAGCGCAUUUUACGCGAUUGAGUAUCAAAGGUAUAAGCAUUUUUUCCAAGAACAGUACCUGGAGCAGGCCCUCGAGGCGCUCAAUCAAUCGAUCGUGGUGCACCUGUGGAACAAGCUGAGUAAAAACAAUCCGGUGCAGGUUGGGUCACGGGUUGCGUACGGUGUGCUAGCCGAACGCCACUGUCCCAAAGUGUACGGGUCUUGCGGACCCGUCUUCUAACACUAUCAGCUCAC